Molecule: messenger RNA, 7076 nt
Organism: Salvelinus fontinalis (brook trout)
Lineage: Eukaryota; Metazoa; Chordata; Actinopteri; Salmoniformes; Salmonidae
Exons: 3
Coding region: 1667-6562 (1631 amino acids)
Source: RefSeq, a predicted model, not a curated record
AAAAAUGGUUGACCCUACUUUGGCAGCAAUAACCUCAACGUUUUCUGUAGUUGCAGAUCAGACCUGCGCAACGGUCAGGAGGAAUUUUAUACCAUUCCUCUUUACAAAACUGUUUCAGUUUAGCAAUAUUCUUGGGAUGUCUGGUGUGAAGCUCUCUCUUGAGGCCCUGCCACGGCAUCUCAAUCGGGUUGAGGUCAGUACUCUGACUGGGCCACUACAGAAGGCAUAUUUUCUUCUGUUGUAGCCAUUCUGUUGUUUAUUUACUUCGGUGUUUUGGGUCGUUGUCCUGUUGCAUCACCCAACUUCUGUUGAGCUUCAAUUGGCGAACAACCUUAAAUUCUCCAACAAAAUGUCUUGAUUAACUUGGCAAUACAUUUUUCCAUUGAUGAUAGCUAGCUGUCCAGACCCCGAGGCAGCAAAGCAGCUCCAAACCAUGAUAUGAUGCUCCCUUCACCAUACUUUACAGUUGGGAUGAGGUUUUGAUAUUGGUGUGCUGUGCUUUUGUUUUCUCCACACAGUGUUGUGUGUUCCUUUCAAACAACAAAAUUUUAGUUUCAUCUCUCCACAGAAUAUUUUGCCAGUAGCGCUGUGGAACAUCCAGAUGCUCUUUUGCAAACUUCAAACGUGCAGCAAUGUUUUUAUUUGGACAGUCGGUGGCUUCUUCCAUGGUGUCCUCCCAUGAACACCAUUCUUGUUUAGUGUUUUACGUAUCGUAGACUCGUCAACAGAGAUGUUAGGAUGUUCCAGAGAUUUCUUUAAGUCUUCAGCUAACACUCUAAGAUUCUGCUUAACCUCAUUGAGCAUUCUGCGCUGUGCUCUUGCAGUCAUCUUUGCAGGACGGCCACUCCUAGGGAGAGUAGGAACAGCGCUGAACUUUCUACAUUUAUCUACAGUUUGUGUAACCGUGGAGUGAUGAACAUCAAGGCUUUUAGAGAUACUUUUGUAACCCUUUCCAGCUUUAUGCAAGUCAACAAUUCUUAAUCUUGGGUCUUCUGAGAUCUCUUUUGUUUGAGGCAUGGUUCACAUCAGACAAUGCUUCUUGUGAAUAGCAAACUCAAAUUUUGUGAGUUUUUUUAGGGCAGGCAGCUCUAACCAACAUCUCCAAUCUCGUCUCAAUGAUUGUACUCCAGGUUAGCUGACUCCAAUUAGCUUUUGGAGAAGUCAUUAGCCUCGGGGUUCACAUACUUUUUUCAACUUACACUGAAUGUUUAAAUGAUGUAUUCAGUAGAGACAAGAGAAAUACAAUAAUUUGUGUGUUAUUAGUUUAAGCAGAAUGUGUUAAUCUGUUGUUGUGACUUAGAUGAAGAUUAAAUCUAAUUUUAUGACCAAUUCAUGCAGAAAUUCAGAUAAUUCCAAUAGGGUUCAUAUACUUUGUCUUGCCACUGUAUUUGGAUGAUAUGAUGUAAUAUGCGUUUGCCACUUUGGUAAAUGUAAAAAGUCUAGAUGAGGAAGAUGAUUAAGUUGCAACAAUGGAGACCACACAUUUAAUAUAGAAUAAUUGCAACAACAAAAAAUGAAAGGUAUACUUGUUAUAUUUACUUUAAAAAUAUUUUGGAUAUGGAUUAACAUGUGUUUUGAUUUCCAACAUACUGUAAAUCUUAAUCAAUUCCGUUGAUGUACCUUUCUGUUUUCAUUAAUACAGAUUACUGUUAGGGACUUGCUGCUCAUGAUUGGGCACAUAACUAGCUCAGUAUUGGAGGAGGUAAAUAGCAUCCUGAUCCCUGCCUUGGUUGACCUUAAAAGGCUGAGAGCUUCAGAAAGUGAUGCAGAGAGUAUGCUCUCCAUCAGCAAAGACACCAACGAAGAUUCAACCCAGGGCUCUGUCAGCUGUACCUCCCUACUCUCCAAAGUCAAUGUGAUCUGUCUCACUCAGAGUCCUGACAGUAAGUCCUCCCCAAUCUCCAUUGAAGAACCAGUCAAAACUUGUUGUAGCAGCAGUUCUCUGUCCAGUGAGGAACGAGCACACUCUUCCUCCAGUCAGAUCUCUACUAAGAACCUCCUGGCUACUUGGCCACGUUCUACCAGGCCCCAAUCUGCCAAACCGCCACCUGCUAAACCAUCACCUGCUAAACCACCAUCUGAUAAACCGUCACCUGCUAAACCGUCACCUGCUAAACCGUCACCUGCUAAACCACCAUCUGCUAAACCACCAUCUGCUAAACCACCACCUACUAAACCACCACCUGCUAAACUACGAUCUGCUAAACCACAAUCUGGCAAACCACCACCUGCUAAACUACGAUCUGCUAAACCACCACCUGCUAAACCACAAUCUGCUAAACCACCACCUGCUAAACUACAAUCUGCUAAACCACUACUUGCUAAAUUACAAUCUGCUAAACCACCUACUGCCACUGACUACUCUGGAACCUUAUCUGCUGUGGUAGGUCGUGGGCAUGUCAUCCCUGUCAAACUGACCUUGGCCCCUUUCUCCUCCUUACUCUCCAGCGAAGAGACCAACACCAACCUCCCCUCCAGCAGCCGCCCCUCCUCAUGCUCUAUCAAGCUUUUAGGCAGAAGGAGUGACAUUCCUUGCUCCCUGGCUGUGAGCUCUAUUUCAACUGUUCCUGGACCUGACUCUAGCAGGAGCCCUAAGCGGGAGAAUCAAUAUGCUACUGAGGUCUCGUCGAUCUGCCUCAGCCAAGAUAGAAAUGGCCAAGGAGGGAGUGUGACACCUCCAGCCCCUUUGGAUGUUUCCCUCCCCUCCAUUAUUGAGCGGGCUGGCGGACUUGUAUGUUCCGUCAUCUCCCAGUCUUUAGCAAUUGUGGAGCCGCGGUCAAGUGUGAUUGGUGAGAAGGGCUCUCCAUCUCCCACCACAGUCUCCCAUUCUCCUACAAGGGUGUUUGUCAGCCACUUAAGGAGUAGCCCAUUAGGUGAGGACCUUGUAGAUUCAACACUUGCGGAUGUUAUCUCUGUCCUGAAAAUGGAGGGAAUUUUUUCCUCCUCUCCGACUUUGGACGAGGAGCUGCUUGAUCUCUCCUCCAGUUGUUCCUCAUCAUCCAGCGAAACACUGCAAUGUGUGUCUGUUGGCCCUCUUGGCAGUGGGUCGGAGACGUCCUUCAAACUUCUUGGGGGUCGUACUCUGAGUAUUGCCACCCCAACGGCCCAUGUUAUCACAGAGGACUUAGAAGUCUACAGUGAUGAGAUCAUUGACGAAAUCCUUAUUAUAAUGAGGACCAAAAAAGAUGAUGACAGUGGAAGUGACGUCUCUGGUGCAUCAACACCAUGCAGCACACCAGCACCACAGAGCCGGUCCUCUUCUGCACUGAGGGGAGUGCUUCCCCAUGACAGGAGGAUACUCAGCACAACACUGCUUGGAAUCCAGAACACACUAGACAGUGAGAACCUCUCAGGAGAGUGCUCCAUCUCACCACAGGACAAUGCCAGAGUCCUGGAGAUGAUAAAGUUGCUGCAGAGGCGCCUUGAUGGGACACCCUCAGAGUCCUCCAUCCAUAUCACAGAUGUGGCUUCACCCUUGGGCUUUCCUCUCCCUGUAUCUCUCCAUGCUGUUCAGUCGUGUGUAUUUGCCACUGACAAAGACCUGAAGGCAGAAAGAGUGAAGGGAGUCUUUGAAAGCCUGAGAUCCCAGUUUAUGAGCUACUCCAUCAAGCCUGUGAGUAACAUCAUUACCAGGGCAACAACAAAGAUGGCUGCCUCCAAGCAGGUUAGUUUAGAGACACUCCAGGCAGCAUCAGCAAAAUCAUCUGCUGUGGCUCAGAACCUUAUUAGUUCGGUUUUAUUUCAAGUUGCCAAGGUGUCCUGCUCUGAUGACUUAGAGGGUCUGGGUGAUCAUCUCAGAUGCCCCUCAACUUUGACCAGAGUUCUGACACCUUUGACCUCAGAGAAAGCUACACUGACACCUGCUGUUCUGAAGAUCAGAAGGGAGAUGUGUAAGGAAGUGGCCACUGAACUCCAGAGUUUCUUGAUCAAGGAAUCCCUUACUGGCACCCAGACACCAUCCAAUGGACAUGCUUGCACUUCUGGUUCUGCCCCAAGGGAAGCUGUGCGGGACAUCCUGAGGAAAACCAAAGAGGAGGCUUCCAACAAAAGCCUGAACAAUAUUUUCUCUGUUAAUUUGGAUGAGCGGCUCACAGACUCCAUUGCAGAUGCCUUAUAUCCAAAGCUGCAUGACACAUUGGAGUCCAAGAGAGAGCUGCAGGCUUCUUAUUACAGCUCCCAGAUCAGCUGCAGCCUCAGCCCCUUCGAAGUUGAGAGCAGCCUAGAGCUCCAGGAGUUCACUGACCCACUAUCUGAGUCAGUAUUGUGUCUCCUGGAUAGGACAUUUGGAGAUAAAGCUCAGAACUUAAAGACAGGCGGGAGUGUUUUACAAUAUGUCACAGACCCAGCCUAUAAAAAGCUUUUGAUUGGACCCCACACCAACAAUGUCAAUGUGGUUGUGCACACGAUUGCAGUAGAGGAGUUGCCUGUUGAGGGUUGUAUUGCGCAAAGUGAGGCCAUUCAUGGCCUUCACAAGAAGCAAGAUUUACCUUCCAGUGACAGAGGGAAUGAGACCCCGAGCCCUACUAAUUGCCUGCUGGAGGGUGUAGUGGGCAAACUGAUACGGAAGAUGCUAUUUCAGGGCCUUGACAUCCCUGAGUUACCCAUGAACGACAGCCGCUCUGAGAGCUUUAAGCCACAGUAUGAACUGAUUGCGAAGCUUUGUCCUCUGAUGGUAAGGACAAUCAUGGCUACAACCAUAGCCAAUCAACAACCUACUAUUCAAGAAGCAGUGAUGUCUUCCGAGAACAUUCAUGUGAAAGAGCUGUGUGAGGCAGGUAUCAAACCUCUCAAAGAGAACCAUGUACCCGAUGACUCUGAGACAAACAUCAUGGUCAGAAGGGCUUUGAGUGAAAUUGAAUCCUGUAUGAUUGAGACCUCCGCCAACAACUCUCCCAGUCUACAUUCCACACCAGAGGUGGUUGUAGACCUGAUCACCAAGCUGCUUCAUGGGUAUGAACUUCACUCAGAGGACUUUGCAUCACAUGUGCCAUCCCCAACCACCACUCUCUCUGAUGUGGCAAUGGACAUGGUGGUUUCUGUCCUUCGGGACCUGUCCGAUUCCCCAGACGUUACCUCCGCAUUGGAAUUGACCAAGGAUCUCAAGACGCCGUACUCCCGCCCCUCAAGUGCAAGGAUUGUAAGUGCCCUCUGCAGAGAGCUGGAGGAGCACAUGGGCUCUCCUGAUGCUCUGAGGCGAGCUUUGAGGCGCGGCAGCGGGGAGAUGACAACAGCCAUUGCGAGUGCAGUCACCAGGGAAGUCAACCGUCUGGGUUCAAUCGUACCUAAAGUCUCUGUCCGGCCGCUCUCCUCAGACAUCUGCCUAAGGACAGACCAGGACAAGGUCACGGUUAAGAGCCGAUGUGGCUCGGCUGAGGUGAAGGCAUCCCAACCGGUGUAUAUUAUUGUUCACGUAGAGGCGGUGAUGGAUAUCAUUGUCCGGCUGCGCGCUCUGAUUGUUCCUCGGACCCAGGAUAAACUGGCCAGCUGGACCCUAGUUGAGGAUGUGACCAACAAGCUGUCCAGUGCUCUGUGGGUGAGGGUGACUAACAGGUGGAGGGAAGCAAAUGUCUGCCUGAAGGCAACAGACAUCUUUCAGUUGGUGCUGUCUGUGCAUAGAAAGUUGAUGCAACGCUAUGGCACAGAGGAAGCCCUACAGAAGAUACUGUGCCACAAGGCACCCAAGCUGCACAAGGACAUUGUCUGUCUUGUCACAAACGGAAUUAUGGAUGCACCAUCCAAACUUCAAGGCACCAAAAAUCUGGAAUCUACACUCAACUUGAAAGAAUUGACAGCCUUGUUUAAUGAAAUGACAACCCGUCAAUCUUUGAAUAAGAAAGCUGAGCAGAGCAGCAUCAAGACUGAGAUUGAACAGCCGGAGUGGUCCACUGUGGAUCAAGUGACAUCCGGUUCCAGCAGCUUCAUUAGGGAGGUUAUUUUAGAAGAAGUCCUGAUGAAGCUUGUCAAGAAGAUAUGCCGUAUGCCAAAAAUGACCAACAAACAUCAGCGCAUCCAGAUCAGUGAUCUGGUGACUGAGCUGAUCCGAUUGUUCGAUGAUGAGGUGGCCAAAUAUCUGAUUGAGGAAAUGGGAAGCCAGCAAAAAAGUUUCAAUUCUAAGAUGACAUCGAAGCUGGCAGAUGCCAUCUACACUGACCUUGGGAAGGUCAAGCGUUUGAAACGCUCCUUGAAAAUUGACGAUUUAUUUGAGGACCAGGAGAUGCUUUCCUUUGUCUCUGACAUUGUUUCCCACAAGCUACUGGCCAUCUUGAAACCCUCAGUGCCCAACCCAUAUGACCACAAGACCUCAGACCUUGAAGACUCAUGCAGGGAUGAUGUGGAGGAUGCGGAAUCUGAGGGUGUGCAUUAUGCCACCGGCAGAAAGUCCAAGAUGAGCAUUGUCCUUAAAGACACUACAGACCAGCCAGAGAUGUACAUUGCUGUGGAUUCUCCACCUAUGAUUAAAUUAUCCAAGAUGAGGAAAGGCAUCCGGGGCUUCUUCUGGGGAGUCCAGAAGGCCUGGAAACGCUUGGUCACCUGCAAGUCCUCUGGGUCCUCUGAUGGAUAGCCUGGAUGACGUGCAGCCCAUGUCAGUUGCUUUUGCCAGGCUACAUCUGAGGAGAACACCACAACUGGCCUCAAUACAACAUUUUUAUUUUUGUUGUUAAUUUCUGUUUUCAUUUUGAGUCCCCUAAUGCUGCUCUAUUUGAACCAGGCUGUCAGUGGACUAGCUUACCAUUAGUUUAUACUCCUUAAGGAAGAUCCACUAUAGGCUACUCAACACCAAAAUUCCAUCUGGGUCUUUUGAUCCUUUAUUAGCUCCCACUCCUGUAACUAGGAAUGUGAGCUUCUAAAUGUCAUUCAGACAUCUACAGCUUCUCCUGUGAUUAGGAAGAUAAGCUAAGAAGCCCAACCAAUUUAGAUGUGCUGUACAUCUGAUGCCAUCUCCCUAUUGUAAUCAUUGAUCCACGUCCAUUGCAGCCUCUGAAUUUGAUGUAGAUAUUUAGCCUAAAUUAAAGAAUUACAAGGAGGGUAGGCCGACAGCAGCUUCUACUCUUCCGAUUAGAAAAGUGGUGCUGAAC